Molecule: messenger RNA, 5893 nt
Organism: Lymnaea stagnalis (great pond snail)
Lineage: Eukaryota; Metazoa; Mollusca; Gastropoda; Lymnaeidae
Source: the annotation of a GenBank genome assembly
GCCUAAAUAAAGUAGAACUUGUUCGGACUUGACGACUCAUGACUGACGCUAAGGAAAAAACUUUUUUUUUUUAAAAACUACAAAUUCAUAUAGUCAAUAGUACUGCAAGUGUACAAAGAAUAAUUGCUUACAUGAACAAUUAGGAUGAAGCUUUAUUAAUGACAAAUAAAGUAAUUGUUAGGCUAAACUAAACGAAGUGUCUACACGUCCGGCGCGUGUUUAAUAGUAUUAAAAGUAAAGACACUGUUACAGUUACAGUGUAAGUAAAGCAAAAAGUCAUCUAUUUUAUAUUAUUUUCUAUCACAGAGCUCAGCAACCUUUUGGCACACCCCAGUCCUUUCCUAGAAUUUUGUGUUACACCACAAGUAAAAUCAUGCAAAAUUAUACUAAAUAACAUCAUGUAGUUAACAUUUAUAAUAUCAUGUAAUGUAAUGUAAAUGUAAUACUGAAACUGUUAUUACUGGACUCAUCUCUGUUACCACAGAGUUGGACCACUUAGGAACAGGCUAACCAAUGUCCCUUUUCUAGGAACAUGGUUUUAUUAUUGUUGCCUAAAAUCCUCUACUCAAAUCCUCUAGUAUUAAGUAGUAUGCUGCUGCACAGUGUUGUGCUGUGACACAUUGUUUGCGGAACUCUACUCUGUCAGAUAGACAAAAUCCAGCAAUUAACCAUGGCCUUUUUGUUUAUACCCAGGGGAGCCAACCUAAAUGGCUUCAUGUGCCAUUUCGUUCAACUCUUUGCACAACACAUAUUAUUAAACUUAAUUAAGAAAAUAAAUACAAAAAUAAAUGAUGUAGGCAAGUAUUUAUUUAUUUUCAAUCCACAUAAUUAUAAGAUGAAGAAACAUCUUCUCAGGUGACCACACACGUAAAUACAUUUUAAUAGAUUUGAAUAGAAAUAUAUCUCUUUAAUUUAUUUAAAUACAUUCCUGUAUUGUAGAUUAAAAAGAUACUGUUAUUGCACAUUUUUGAUUGACAAAGGUGGGAUGGGGGAGCAGAAAUUUAGGCUGCCCACCAACAUCUCCUGAGCAAAGUAAGGGGAGCGGUCUGGGGAGGGGGUGUGGGCCACCUUUUGUUUCCAUAAACCACAAUGUUGUCUUUCAAUACACUAUUAUGUUCUGUUCUGCCCCCUCCUUUUUACCACACAUGCCUGCCUAUUUAAUUGCAUACUACCUUUUGCUGUAUUAAGGUUAUUUAAGGUUAUUUACCACCUGACCCACAUACUGCUAAAGUUUACCAAUGCUCUCUAGAGCAGCUUUUCCCAAAAUUUUAAGUUUGGCAGACUGGUGGAUAAUUUUUGAAAUUGCAUUGCACCACGGACUGGUUACAGAUUUAUUAAUUACUGGUAUAUUUUCUUUUUAUUUGACCAUAAAUAUUCAUGUUGUUCAGACCAGCAACAUUUGGCUCAUGGACAGGUGCCGAUCAGCAGACCACCAUUUUGGGAAUGCUGCGCUAGAGUAUUGUACUCUUCUUUUUUAAGGAAUCAACAUUGUUUUAUCUUCUUUCAUUACAAGAUCAGGCGAUGUGAAGUUGAUAAGCACGCUUAGAUGAUGAAAUUAUCAAAUAUACCCAAAAUAUAUAUAUUCAAACUGGUGCAGAAAGUAAUAUUGAUGAUCCUACGAAGAUGACUCAGUACUUGACUUCAAAAGUAGUAUUAGGGUAUCAGCACUUGAUGCCUAUAGGAGAUGACAUUGUUCAAAUUUUUGCUAGCAGCAGAGUGUUACAUUGUAAACGUGCUGCUACAUAAGAGUCGAAAUGGUCAAAUUAUUUUUUUUUUAACCUCUUGGUUAUUACACACACCAUUUAAAUUGUUUUCCCUUGUAAUUCUGGAAAACUAGUAAAUUUAUUCCAUGGUUGAUUUUUAAAAAAAAUCAUGUUUCUUUAUUUUAACAGUCAAUCAUGCCACUAGGACUAUUUCAAAAUAAAUUUUCCCCCAAGAAAACACCACCAAGACGAGCUCAGUCCUUGUCUAACCUUCAUUUGGAUGCGUCAGAGUCAAAAGCAGAGUUUGGUCUUGAUUAUGGUGCAGUUAAAGUCAGUUUAGGUGGCAAUGAAGUUGCUUUUGAAAAUGGCAUGUGGAUAAAUGGUGAGUUAUCACUCUUAUGAAGCAUCAACAAUUAUUUCUCUUCUUUUUCGAUAGUCCAUCUGUAAUAGGGGUAGAUGAAUCACUGGUUACGUGAUAUGUUGUCCACCCAUUCCUAUCACUAAAGUUUUUUGUGUGUCCCAAGCAACUUUACAAGUUAUUGCCCUUUUCACCAAUUGCUGAAGCAUGCUCACUUAGGGUGCCUAGCAACAUAACCCCUUAAAACAUUACUGCUUAAGUUUACAUUACUCUCAUGAGAAUAAAAAUCUUCCCUUUGAAAAAAAUUCAGUUUUUAUUUCUUUCAUUACCAAGUCCCAAGAGUUAGGAGUUCAGCGAAAUUCGAAGUUUACUCGCAAGCUUCGUUGAUGAAGCUAUUGAACAGAGUGAUGUAGAAUCUGUUAAAGUUAUGCAGAGAGUGAUAUUGUUAAUCCUAUGAUUGAAUAUAGCACUAACACUUUAAUCAACCUUAAAAUUUUUAUUUGUACAUCUGUAAUUGAAGCUGGCAGUGGACAGUGGCCAUGGUGAUGACAGGAAAAUAUGAAAAAUAUUAUGAUAUUCAACAUCGCAUAUAUUAUAACUGAAAGGUUCUUCUUUAAAUAACGGCAUUUUUAUCAGAAUUAUUCAGUUUUAUGGUUUAAAAGGGGGGGGGUUGUAAAAGAAAUGAAAUUUUUCUAACUGGAGUUAUGUCCCAUUGUUGGGGGUGCGGUGGUGGGUGGGGGUGGAGAAUAGUUUAAAUCAAAAGUAGAUUAUACUUAAACUGUUAAAUUUCAAAUAAAGAGGUUGCUUCACCAUCAUCAUCAUGUCCCUUAGUCCUUGGCCCAUUGGGGUGCCACAGAUGACAUGUGAACUAUCCUCCAUUCGUCUCUGUCUUCUGCACUACAGUGUUAGUCCUAUUCACUCUUUGAUGUUAUCCUCCCAUCUUUUUCUUUGUCUUCCUCUUCUUCUCCCUCCUCUUUUGGUGCCCUGCAAUAUUUCUUUGGCAAGCCCUUGUUUCCUUGUUACGUGGCUGUACCAUAGUAGUUUGCAUUUUUUCACAGUCACCAGUAGGUCAUCGUACUCCCCAAUUACCUGGCGAACCCUUUCUUUCACUGUAUCAUUGGAGAUAUGGUCCCUAUAGCAGAUGCCAAAAAUCCUUCUGAAGCAUCUAAGGUUGCUUACCUUAUACUUGAACUGUUAAAUUUCAAAUAAAGAGGUUGCUUACCUUAUACUUGAACUGUUAAAUUUCAAAUAAAGAGGUUGCUUACCUCUCUCUCUUUCUACAUCAGUGAAUUGAACUGAAAAAAAGAACCUGAACACAUUCAAUACAAGUAAAUUAAUGGCAGUGUUUGACCAAAGUGGCUCUUCUCAAGACCUAACUGUACAUUUACUUGAAGUUGACCUAAAAGCAGUGUGUCAAAAUUCUUAUUUAACUUAAAUGUCAGUGUAAUGUUACUAGCCACUGUUUUAUUACUAGUAUUAUUUUCAUCUUUCAUUAAACUCAUUCGUACAGAUGCAUAGAUUGUCUAAUGCCACAUUAAAUUUGGACUUUUCCAGAAACAGCUGGAGGUGCCGCAAGCCAUAAGGAAGUGACUAAAUUGAGAAAGGCAAAUCAGACUUUGCAUGAAGAAAAUAAUUUGCUCAAAUUAAAAAUUGACAUUCUCUUAGACAUGGUAACGUUGCACCUUUGUUAUUUGAAGAAGGCUUAAAAUUAAAAACUUGUAUUAAGCACUGUUUUAAGAAUAAUAUUUUUUUAGUUGGAGCGACUGAGAUGGAAAUAAUAUGAAAAAGAUUUAAUGAGAACUAUUAACAUCUUUGUUUUAGUAAAUAAAAAAAAAGAAUAAUUGUAGAGGUACAGGAAAACAAAUUGCAGGAAAUUAUCUUAAUGCCUUUUAAUUUUUUCUGUUAUGUUCUUACAUUUGCUAAUGACUUUAGAUGUCUACUAAAUUAAUUGAGUACCCUGUACCCAAAGUCUGUGUGUAACUGCAGUUAAAUUUUUUUUGGAUAAAUUAAUGACCAACUUAUGCAAUUUACCCUGCCUGGGGCAUAUGCUGCCUUAAAGUGUUUUUCAUUCAUCUCGGUCCUGUGCUGUCCUUUCCAGGUGUAUUCUAUCCUUUGGGUUUUUCAGUCCAAGCUAUUAAAGGCUUUUUUUGUAUUAAAUGAAGAUUAUAUUAUUCAUAAUGUAGGACGGAAUUCCAUUCAAAAAGACAAUGGUGUACCGGUCGCAAUUUGGUCUGCACACUAUCUCUCUUGGCGAAAGUCAACCUGUUGAUCUCAAAGCUUUGUCUCAACCCGAUCUUCUCUUCAGUUCAGCAUAAUUGAAGACCUGACAGCAGUGUAAAUUCUCUGUAAUAUGCUCAUUUGCAUAAUCUCAUUUCUUUGGUAUCUUGAUGUGGUAUCCUUCCCGAACUUUUGGUACUCUCUCUCUUCUUCCCAUAUAUUUUCCAACAGAGGGUAUACCACCAUGUUAACUUUUUAAAUAUCUAAGAUAUUUUCCUCUUUUUCAGCUUGCUGAAACAUCUGCUGUAUCACAUUUUCAUGAAAAUGAAGUCAAGCAGUUACGAGAAACAAGGCAAGCUGCAAAGAAGAGAUAGAUGAAUGGUCUGAACUUGAAAGCAUUUAAUCAUCAUUAACUGUUAUCAUUAGUCUAUUUUCUGACACCUUAAAUGAGCAGGGGAAGGAUUAUAAAAAAAAAUUUUUUGUCAAUAACUAAAAUAUAAAUAUUUCAGACACUGUAGGCCUAAGAAAGCUUAGUUCAAUUUACUUACUAAUAUUUUUUUAAUGAUUAUUCAUACUGAUGGGAAAGUUAGAGCUUUUGAGUGGAGUUUCAUGUUCCCACAUGUAUUAGCAAUUAAUGAGCUAAUUUAAGAAUGAUCACGUACAAAAGUCUGCAGAGCUUCACAUAAAUUAUAACAAGAAAAUCAGUGUAUUUAUGUCACCAGGAGAAAUAAGACAAUUCAAGGAGGCACUUUUAAAAAAGUUGACAUAGAAAUUUUUGUUGGCACAAACCAAAAAAUAAGAAGCAGCGGUGGUUGGCUCACUUUUGGUCUUACAGGUGACCGACCUCUCAUGGUUUGAUAACUGCCAUAACACUAAUGUAAAUACAAGUGAAUUUAAUUUCACUAAUGACAAUGGGUGUUGCCAAUUAUAGGUUAGACAGGGGCGAUGUGCGUAAAUGGGACAAACAUCUCUAAACAGUUUCACAGAAUGACAUCUGUGUUGCAUUGCCAGCAAAUGAAAAUCAGUAGAAGUGCUACACACAUUUCCAGUAUACUGGUAGCGCAUUCUUUGACAUUUAUAAACAUUUAAGAUUUAAAUGUAUUUUGAGAUUGCAGGCUUUAUUGGUGUGGUGGAUUGCACAGGCCCGGCUGGGGCACAGUUUGCAGACCCCCGCCUUAAAUAAGAGGCCUCAUCGAAAAAAUUGGUAUAUAAUAAUUAUGUUAAUUUAAAGCACCAUUUUAUUCAGCUAAGCUCAUUUUUAAAAGCAAACUUAAAGAAUUUUGAAAUCAAUUUUAAUUUGUUUAAUUAAAUUCAAACAUAACUUAAUUUUUAAAAAUAAUUUUACUAGCUUGAAUGUCUGUCCAAUCCACUGAUAUUUUUAUUGAAACGUUUUUGACAUUUAUUCAUAUUUAAAUAUUGGAAAGAACACUAUAAUUUUACUAAAUAUAUAAUAUCAUAUUUGGAAUUGGCAUAAGUGCAAGAGAUAAUGAAAUGUGUUUUACGCUGAAUGAAAAAUGGAACUGCAUGUGGUUGUUUUAUUUAAUAUAAUUUAAUUCUAUGAUAUUCAUGUGUUUUUUAAAAAUAGUAUACGUGUAAAUAAACCAUUUUAAACAUU